UAGUUACCCGUCAUCCGUCAACCCUAGUUAAAAAUGUACAAAAGCAUAUUCUUUUUAUUUAGCAACCUGCCAUUCAUAAAAUAAAAUUGAAUUGAAUUAUUUAGCAACAAGUUAUAAAAUUCCACAAAUAUUUAUAGAUAGUUGCUUUCUCUAAGUAUUUAGCCAGGAGUUUAAUUUACACCAUGGACGACUCCUUUUCAAGUAUUGACAAUUCACCUCGAUGUAGAAGAAGAACCAAAUGUGGGGAUAUCAGUAUUUCAGAUCAGCUCGCAGGUUUUGAACGGCUUCGUAUUUCAGCGUUAACUAAGGCUGCAGAAAUCAGUCCCCAAAUAAAAGAGGUUACUAUAGGUCCACGAAGUCCAUUAAAAAAAACCAUAACUAUACAGGAGAAGCAACCUGAACAACCAGAAGAAGUAAUCAAUUUGUUAGAAGAUAAACUUGGCGAUGAUUUGCGAUAUACUUUAAUACUUAAAAAACAUGAAGCUGCAUUGCAAGAGACAUCAGAAUUAUGGUUUAAAAAUAAAAUUGAAAAUAUGAGAGCUAAACAUGCAGAAGCCAUGCGCAGCUACUGGAAAAAACAAUGUGAAGAUUAUGAACGAAAAAAUCUUGAAUUAAGAGCUCGUAAAUUGCAAAUGAUCAAACAACUCAAAGAAAACGAUAAUAUGUUGGUAUUAGAAAAAGCUAAAUUAGAUGAACAAAAAUAUCAAUCAUAUAUAAGCCGGGACACAAUUGAAAAUAUGAACAAACUUCUUGAAGAAACAAAUAAAGCUACAACUAGAUUUGCCCAUAUUACAGAUAGCCAUACAAAAGUAUUAAUUUGUUCUAAUGAAAUUAUGAGCAUGACUGAACAAGCUGAAGAUUAUGGUAAAGAUGUUGUUAGUAAAUACACAUCUUCAAUACAAACUAUUCUUAGCAACAUGUCUAAAAUAAUGGAUUAUUGUAGAAGUUGUCAAAUCACAGACAAAGAAGUGAAGCAAGCAGAGAUCUUGACCUCAAAUAUUGAGAAUAUAAAAUCAAAAAUAGUAGAAGAUCUCAAUACUUUAAAAAAUGAACAUCUUAUGAAGAUGCAACAAGAAGAGGAAAUUAAGAAAAAAGAAUUAGAAGAACAGAAAGCAAGAGAAGAUGAAUUAUUAAGGAAACAACAGGAAGCUACGGAGAUUGCAAAAAAAUCGGGACCUUUAUUUUAUUCAGAAAAAAACUAUGCAUAUUAUUCAGACUUGCAAAAGUUUUUAUUGGAUUAUGAAAAUAAAUACAAGGGACUCCUUGAAGAUAGUAAUAUGAAAAAAUUUAGAUUUGAUUGUCAGAAAGCUGUAAAUACACCUGUAAAUACUUUAUCAUCUGUAAGUGGAACACAUAUGAAGAAAACAUUAGAAAAAUUAGCGAAUUUACUGAGAGGGGAAAGGGUUCAAAUAUCAGAUGCAUAUGUGUCUGCUUCACAACACCCCCAAGGUCUUUAUUACUGUACAGCUUUAUUAGCUAAGAAAAUUGUGAGACAAGGUGACCUUCUCGUGUCCAGUAAACCAGAGGCCGCAUUUCCAUUAGCAGCUGUAACUGUUGUAUUAUGGUUUGAAUUUCCAGAAUUUGGCAAACUCUUAGAAGCAUACUUUCACCAACAUUGUCCAUAUUUAGUGCCUAUGUUUUUGCCACAGAAGCAAGGACAAACAGAUAAAGAAUUUUAUUUAUCUAGAGGUUAUACCUACACUGAUGAUGUUGUAGAAAAACAGGAUAAGUUUCUGAAAAGAAUGUCUGGUAUAUUCAGGCUAAGAUGUGCCAUUUGGAUUGCUAAAAUGCCAUCGUUUAUCAGGGCUUCAAAUCCCCAUGGCUUAAAGUUUGGAUGGCAAUGGCUGGCUUCAUUUAUUAACUUAAAACCUGAGCCUGAUAUUUGUGCCACAUUGCUGCAUGAUUUUUUUACAGUGUGUGGUUCAGACUUCUAUAGAUACUAUGGAAAGCAGUUCACAAAAAUAAUAAAACUAAUAAGUAUGGACUACCUAAAUAUUUUGCAGAAUAUUGAUGAAGGAGGUCCAAAAACAAGAUUGGAAGUUUUCUUACAAAAUGUCUUGCAAAGUGGAAACAUUCCUCCACCAAAUGGACUACUGCCUCCUAGCACAUGGUAGCAUUUCACAAAAAAUUGCUUAGUUUUGCAUAAUGAAUCUAUUAAUUAAGUGUAAUGAAAGUUUAGUAAUGUAAACUGUAUUAAAUAAUUUAUCCUAAUGAAAUCAAUAUACAGUGACAUUUUGAUUAAAGUUUUGAUUUUUA
This is a messenger RNA of Zerene cesonia (dogface butterfly), 2256 nucleotides long. RefSeq names its product nucleoporin Gle1 (gene Gle1). The transcript has a single exon. Gene Ontology annotation, molecular function: phospholipid binding; translation initiation factor binding; inositol hexakisphosphate binding. Gene Ontology annotation, biological process: regulation of translational termination; poly(A)+ mRNA export from nucleus; regulation of translational initiation. Gene Ontology annotation, cellular component: cytoplasm; nuclear pore cytoplasmic filaments; nuclear pore. The coding region runs from base 183 to 2114 and encodes 643 amino acids. NCBI's taxonomy places the organism in Eukaryota, Metazoa, Arthropoda, Insecta, Lepidoptera, Pieridae. The record is from RefSeq and is a predicted model, not a curated record.